This is a messenger RNA of Elaeis guineensis (African oil palm), 669 nucleotides long. RefSeq names its product topless-related protein 1-like. Lineage: Eukaryota; Viridiplantae; Streptophyta; Magnoliopsida; Arecales; Arecaceae. Gene Ontology annotation, molecular function: protein binding. Gene Ontology annotation, biological process: regulation of DNA-templated transcription. The record is from RefSeq and is a predicted model, not a curated record.
AUGUCUUCCAUCGGCCGCGAUCUCGUCUUUCUCGUCCUCCAGUACUUACACGAGAAGAAGUUCGAGGAGACCGCCCACAAACUGGAGCGAGAGUCAGGGCUUUUCUUUAACAUGAGUUACUUUGAGGAGUCCGUGCUCGCCGGGGACUGGGAGGCGGCGGAGAGGUACCUAUCGGGUUUUACGAAGUUCGAUGACAAUCCGCACUCGACGAAGAUCUACUUUGAGAUCCGAAAGCGGAAGUAUUUCCAGGCCCUUGACAGGCAUGACAAGGUCAAGGCAGUAGACAUCCUGGUCAAGGAUCUGAGCGUGUUCUCGUCAUCGAAUGAAGACAUUGUUAAAGAACUUACUCUACUCCUUCCGUUGGACAACUUCAGGAAGAAGGAGGAACUAUCUGAGUAUGAAGAUACCCAGCCGGCCAGGGUGACGGCGAUGGAAGAGCUCAAGUGGUUGAUUGAGGCGAAUCCCCUAUUCAGUGACAAGUUGCAGUUUCCUCCCAUCGGGACAUCAAGACUUCGCACCCUCACGAACCAAAGUUUAAACUGGCAACAUCUGCUCUGCAAGUACCCCAGUCCACGCCCUCAUAUGGAGACCCUGUUCGUUGACCAUUGUUGUCCCCACCCAAAUUUUGCGCCUGGGGAAUCUUCCCGUGCGGCAGGGGGCGGCAGCUGA